AACAGAGUGAAAAGAAACCGCCCAUCACACACCCCAGCACACCAGCUCUGGAAACUUAUAACCUCGGGAAGCAGGUCCCUCCCCUCACAGCGGUCACAUACCUCCAGAAGAGCAGACCUGACAGCCACCAGCUCCAGCUCCUCAGGGCGCCUCAGUGGCUUGGACCUCAGGAAACACCACGUCCUUCGUCAGAUGGUGUGAGACAGCUUUCUUCAAAGUUCACCAGAAAGUUUUCCAGAAAGAGAUGGAGAUUUCAUGAUCGGGAAAACACAAAUCAGUGAAAAGACAGAAUAGUGUCUAACAGUUGAAUAAAAUCAAGGCUGUGUUAUGACGUGAUUGAGAUUUGGGGAUCCUAGGUGAUGUCCUUUGGCUAGUUCUCUGGUAGCCUGAAAGUUCUGCGCAAAGAACUCUUCGUUGCUCUUUGAGGCAUCAAAAAGCCAAGAUGUUGGUAUUACUGGCUGGGAUCUUUGUGGUCCACAUCGCCACUGUCAUCAUGUUAUUUGUCUCCACCAUUGCCAAUGUCUGGGUGGUUUCGGAUAUUACGCAAGCAUCAGUCGGUCUUUGGAAAAACUGUACGAGUGGCGGCUGUGAAAGCAUCCUGUCAUAUGCCAGUGAAGACGCCCUCAAGGCGGUGCAGGCCUUCAUGAUCCUUUCCAUCAUCUUCUCCGUCAUCUCCCUUGUGGUCUUCGUGUUCCAGCUCUUCACCAUGGAGAAGGGAAACCGCUUCUUCCUUUCCGGGGCCACCAUGCUUGUGUGCUGGUUGUGCGUUAUGGUUGGGGUGUCCAUCUAUACUCAUCAUUAUGCCGGUGGUUAUGGAACCAACUACUCGACCAGUCACCAUGGCUACUCCUUCAUCCUCACCUGGAUCUGCUUCUGCUUUAGCUUCAUCAUUGGUGUGCUCUAUCUAGUCCUGAGGAAGAAAUAAGGCCGAACAAAUUCACGGGGAUCCGGGGGGUGGGGAGAAGGAAGCCGUUGAAUCUGGGAGGGAAGCGGGAGAUACUCUGCAGGAAAAACCGAGAGAGGGGAGGGGGGCGGGGAGGGGAAGUAGGGUGGGAGAGGCUGAAAUCCAAACCAUUCCUGAGGAGGUUCUCUGCUGGGCGAGCCCCCACCCUUGGGAGAAAGUAGUUGGCUAGCGCUCUGCUGCUCCCCGGAUGCAGCCGGAGAGCCUCUCUCCAGCCACCAGACUUGGCCUUCGGCUGUUCUCAGUUACACACACUGCCUGGGGCCCCAUCAACUGCCACACCACGGGCUCCACUCCUGAGGCUGAAUUCUGGGUCUCGUGCUGCCGUCCUCAGACAGAUUGCAUCAAGUUAAAAUAGCGGUACAAGUUCCAGCAAGAGCAGAUCUUGUUUUUGUGUUGAAUAUGCUAAGCCUGGAAACCAUCGUGCCUUUCUGACCCAAAGCAAAACAUCGCAUUCCGGUCUGAAGGUCCCAUAUGAGGGCUUUGGCCAGUGAGCCAUUAUCCCUCUUUAGAACAGAUAUUUAACUCGGUGGAACUCAGUGGUAUUUGUGACGAAAUGGGAGAAAGACAUAUAGUCCUAAGGCCAAAUUGGUGGGUGAGUUAAACCAAGAAAGAGAACUUUUCACAGUGGAAGUCCUGGGGGAUGAUCAGAACCCAGACCGGACCUCACACAGCUGUCCCUCCCAGAGACCUCUUGCUAUGGACUUUGCUAGGCCUCUUGCUUAAAGCCAAAGCAGCUCUUUUGGCAUUUCUGUAAAGCCACCAAUGACCAAUUCCGUGGUGAAAGCACCACACAAAUUAUGGGACCAAGGGGCAAUCUGGUGACAGUGCUACAGUAGGGUUAUGUUUUUAGGACCCCCUGUCCAUGCAAUCAGUGUUUCUUUUGAGCACAUACUGGGAGAGAGAUGGACAUGGUUCCUUGUAACAUGAUUUAUUACUCUCCCUCUAAAUUAUAACUUUUGAGGACAUUUUGUCAAAUUAUCUGCAUUGGGGAUCGGGACUCCUAGUCUCAGUGGUAGCUCUCUCUCUGACAUGGGCUGGAGCCAUUGCCUUUCCCACAGGUGAGGCAGGGCAAUUCUGGAAGCUUAGUAAAACACAAACCAAAACCAAAUAGAUCCUUGGGUGAAAGGUGCUAUAUAAUUGGAAAGUAUUAAGCAUACUAGAUUUCGGUCAUGAUUAGAACAGAGUGCCUGCCUUCCCAGGAAAAUUAGAAAAUUCCCACGAGACAAAUAAAAACAUAGGUGUUGGGUGGAUAUUUUCUUUAAGAGAAAAAAAUAAAAAGCAAAAACUCUUGUGGUACCCAGUCAGUUGGCGAUUGGGCUGUCUGUUGCCAUAGGAGCAUUUCUAUAGAACUUGGUAGCAGUAUCUUAUUCCUGGGUAAGCAGGCAUGGCUCUGGCCUGGAGCAGCUGAGCCAUCUCAGAUUCUGUCGAAAGGGGUUGUUUUGGGAAGAGAUUUCCUUUAUUACCUGAGAAGAAGAUCUACCCCAGGGGGGAUCUGAGACAUCUUGCCUACUUUCCUUCUCCCAGCUCUCUCCUUAUCCCAUUUCUUACGUAAUUUUCCUUUCUGGGGGUUGCCAUGCCAUGAUUGCUGGUAUUUAUGUAAAAGGACUAUGACUAAGUGUAUUGCUCUAUGUUCAUUCUGGUUAAGGGAAUAUUGAAGGCAGGCCACCAGAUUACCUGGGCUGGGGGUAGAGAGAUGGCAAGCAAAAACUGUGGGAUGAUGAACUUUUUAAUUAUGACUUAAUUAUCACAUGAUUAUAGAAGGCUGUCUUAUGUGCAGAAGCAUACUUACAUAUCAGAUAUACCCAAAAGAGAUACUCGCAUUAUGUUGAAAAGUCAAACUAUGACUGGAGUGAAACAUGUAUUCCCUUGUCUUUUACUUUAUUUCUGUGACAUUUAUGUCUCAUGUAAUUUGCAUUACAUUGGUGGGUUGUUCUAGUACUGUAUUUGGCUUCUUUAAUAGAUUGAUAUUUCAUAUACUAUAAUUGUAAAUAUUUUGAUACAAAUGUUUAUAACUCUAGGGAUAUAAAAAUAGAUUCUGACUCCCUUCACCGUGUGAAUGUUUUCUUCCUAAAAAAUGCAGGACAGUAGGGAUAGUAGUGACAUUUGUGCCUAAUGAAGUUGUCAAUCAGUGUGAUUCGAACAACUUGGCAUUUAUUUGAGACAUUAAACUACUUUCUGGUGAUACAUUAGGCAUUCUACAAUAAUUCUUUCAGGCAAAUGAACGUUAUUAGAUAUAGUUUUAUCUUACAUUAAUUAAACCUCUAAAGCAAAAAAAAAUAGAACUUCAUAAGCUAAUACAUCAGGGAGAUGUUGUGGUCUUGAAUCAGAAUGACUUAUGACAUUAAGAAAUCAGAUACUUGUGAAGUUUCUUUGAAAUAGCCAAUUCCUCUAAUGUGUCUUCAAAAUAUAAAGCAAUUCACAAAGGUAUGCAUCAAAUACAUACCUUUGCAGAAACCCAUUCACUGCAUAAACUGGGCAUAUCUGUACGGGGCAGGUGAGAAAAGGAAAGCUUUACUGUUUUCUGUGAGCAAUAAGGACUGGAAUUAACAGUGGAAAAGCAGAGUAGAUACUUUGUACCCUAGCAUUGUGUCAACACUAUCAUUCAAAUGGUUUUGAUGUGGAUUUGGUGCUCUGUCAGUCCCCCUGUGGUUUUGGAUGAAGUAACUGCACAGAGUAAUACACAAAAAAUACACAAUGGAACCUGAAAAUAAAACUCUAACAUAUUUUAAAGUCAA
Molecule: messenger RNA, 3699 nt
Organism: Zalophus californianus (California sea lion)
Lineage: Eukaryota; Metazoa; Chordata; Mammalia; Carnivora; Otariidae
Gene: EMP1
Product: epithelial membrane protein 1
Exons: 6
Coding region: 443-925 (160 amino acids)
Cellular component (GO): plasma membrane
Source: RefSeq, a predicted model, not a curated record